Messenger RNA from Diachasmimorpha longicaudata, 6480 nucleotides. Its product is annotated as TWiK family of potassium channels protein 9-like. Gene Ontology annotation, molecular function: outward rectifier potassium channel activity; potassium ion leak channel activity. Lineage: Eukaryota; Metazoa; Arthropoda; Insecta; Hymenoptera; Braconidae. The transcript is spliced from 7 exons. The coding region runs from base 2459 to 3868 and encodes 469 amino acids. Gene Ontology annotation, cellular component: plasma membrane. The record is from RefSeq and is a predicted model, not a curated record. Gene Ontology annotation, biological process: potassium ion transmembrane transport; stabilization of membrane potential.
CAGUUUGGAUCCUGCUGUGUACGGUGUCGGUCGCGGUUUUGUAUGGGUCCAAUUCGAUCGCGGAAAAUAAUUAUUGCGUCGUUUCGAAGGGAUGGGUUUUAUUAUUUUGUAACAGUGAGUAGUGGUGAGUGAUAAGGGGACUCAUUGGUAUGUACGAUGAUAUAAUAAAUUAGUUUUUUAUCUUGUGGAAUAUGGCGAUCGCCUAGAAUUUACAUUUUUCACGAAUAUUGAGAAUUCAAGGGUGUGCUGGGUAAAAUCGAGCUAAUGGACAACAGAGAGCACGUUCGGUGCAGUCAAAAGUUGGGAAUUAACACGGUGAAUGAUAAUUCACCGUAUUAGAAUAUAAUAUAAUUUGAUUUUAUGGUCAAAAUCGACUGGAUUCGAAGGUGUUUACGUCUCCGGUGCCUUUCCGAACGCUCGCUUGUCCGACCCCCACACUCGCGGCUCGCGUCACCGGCCUUCCUUUGUUCUGCGAAGUAAACGCAGGGGGGGGCUCAGUCUGUAUCCUGCCGUGAUCUGUGCCGGUUGAGUUGUUAUUUGGGGAUAAUUCUAUCGCGGAAAAUAAUGAUUACGUUGGUGCCAAGGGAUGGGGUUUAUUAUUUCGGAAAAGUGAGUGAUAAGUGAGUGAUACGGGGAUUCAUUGGGACAAUAUAUUAGGCGGUAUGGACACUGGUACAACGCAUUAGGGGGUAUGGAUGCUGGUACGACGCAUUAGUCCUUUGUUCUCGAGUGAAUAUGGCGGCCGGCCACGGCUAUUCGCGUCUACCAAACGUUCGUUUGUUAAUCACCAAUUGACUCGAUUACAUGUGAUUAAUCCAGAGGAUCGGAAUCAUUCUAUAAGUGUGUGUAAAAAAAAUCUCUAGUAUUCAGAAAAUGUGUGUGUGUGUUUGUGAAAGAGAUAUCUGUGAAGUGAUUUUUUUUUUCUAAAAAAAAGUGAGUGGGUGCUUCGGCCAUCAUUGUUGGGGAGGUGAUGCUGGGAUCGAAGCUUCGAGAUGCAGUUUGGCGGGAAAGGUCAGUGGCGUAAUACAUUUCACCAGGAGAUGAUACAUCUGCGAAAAAAAACAACCGGAGGCCCUCCAAGGAUUUGAAAUAAAACAAGAUUAAAGACCGCCGUCACCCGGUUGAAUCGACAAUUCCAGACUUGGCGUAUUGCGGAGCCACGGAGUUCUCCAAAGAUAUAAAAAUCACAGGCAGACGCAAGAACGAGCAACGAUGUAGAAACAAAAAGUCCCGCGCCUCGUGAUUUGCCGAGAAGUCCGUCGGGAGACGAUAAAAUUGGUCAUGAAAUUGUACAAGCGACAGCGAGUAUAUCCCACCACCGAUGAGGAUCACCCCACCCGGAGCCACUCCAGAAAUCUGAAAUAAUAUUCAUAACAGCCGAUAGCAGCUAGUGGCGAAACCCAAGAGCCCUCUCAACAGCGCUUUCGCUGGAGUGUUUAAUUUCAUCGAGGUUUUUCAUCAUCCCCUAAUGAGGGUCCAACUGCCAGGGCGGCAAACUCGGUGGCAGUGCUCAGUCCCGCCACUUGCCACCAGCUCCCCCAAAUGAUCAUCCCCUUCAUACAGCAAUGAAUCCUUCCACCGGCGUCACUACAACCGUCAGCAAAACUGAAAUUGACGACACAGCUAUGAGAAUAAAUAUCUCAUGAUAAUUUUUGUCAACUUGAAAUGAUAUAAUCACAGCGAUUACCAGUUUCACGUGAACCACGAAAUAUCAUCAGUCAGCGUCCGCAGUCGUUCUCGGUUGCGUUGAAUACACGCAUUCCCCCAGAAAUACAUUGCCAUCACAAGUGGAAAAGCGGAAUGAAUUAUUCACCGCUGAUGUGUACAACGUUGUGCGCAAGGGUGUUCGUCCGGUGACAAAGUAUCGCGAUUUGCGUUUAAUCACGAUUUGCAAUUCGUCCCUUCCGUUGGCGGAUCGAUCCGCUGUGCUAAAUUGGAAUAUUUGGAAGUCAGCUAAUGAGAAGUCACCACGUGUCAACAGGGAAGAAGUAAUUCACCAGGAGCUCGAUCAUCUCCGGAAGUGCUCCCUCGAGACGGUACCCCCGUGGCAUUUGCAUGAUAAUCGCAGGGUGUGUGGAUUGAAAUAAAACGAAAUUAUUACUCCCCGGGGGAUAGACGAGCCGGAGUGUGGAUAACAAAUAUGGCGGAUUGGUGGGCUUUAGAGAGGGUGAAUAGCCGGUGAAACAUGACAAUAUUUAUACUAAUGACGUCAUCGGGUCAGCGAGCUAGCGGAGAUCAGAGAUCGGAGUGAGUCUAGGGGUGUGAUCUACCCCCCGGAGGAUUCCUCCUCGCCUCCUCACAGUAUUCCGUCGUGCCUCCACAUGACGACUGUUUGACUUCCUCCACGAUAAAUGCUACCUCGCGCUACCUCGGGGUUGGAGAUUCGAGGGCGACAGGGGUGUGCUGUCUAGGUGAUCGGCAGGUGGGGUACAGUGAAGAGUAUUGGGGCUGCUAAAGGAUGGAGAAGGACCGCCACUACCGGGCAUACGAGGGCCUUAAAGCCGCGAACAACGGCAACACUUCGUCCCUGAAGCGCACGAACACACCCUCCAAAGCACAGACCAGGCAAAUCAGGUGUCUGUGCUUUGGGGGAGUCCCAGACAAGGCCAGCCAUCACUCCUUUUUCAAGGGAUUCAUAAUUAACCUCGGGAUUUGUGCUCUACUUGUCGCCUACACACUUCUCGGGAGCUUCAUCUUCUUGGCUAUCGAGGGUGGCGCUGAUGGCGGACUCCAGCAGAGAACUUUGCCCACCAUUGCUAAAAGCAAUGAACCCGUCGAUCGGAAUCUCACCGCCUGGUGGAAUAAGAUGCAUCGAGUUGCUCGAGAACAAACCGUGGAGAGUAUCUGGGGGAUAACGGAACAGCUCAAUAUUCUCUAUCGUGAGAAUUGGACGCGUCUCGCUGAGCAAGAGAUAGCAAAAUUCCAAGACAAACUUGUGGAUACAAUAACGGAAGACAUGAAAGCUAGGCAGCAGACAGAUACACACACUGAUGGCAAUGCCGAUGGGCCAACUAGUGAACGAAAAGUGCCGGAUUACGAGUGGAACUUCGCCAAGGCGUUCCUCUACUCACUCACUGUGCUGACCACCAUCGGAUAUGGCAGCAUAGCGCCUCGUUCAACUUGGGGGAAAAUAGCAACUAUGGGCUACGCGACACUUGGAAUACCUCUUACCCUCGUAUACCUGUCGAGUGCAGGUGGACUAUUAUCUCGCUGUGCUCGUGGUGUAUUCACACGUGCAUUGUGCUGCUGUCUCUGUUCAAACUGCGGCUACUGCUGCUACGACGAGAGACGGAUGCAGGAAAAAGAGAGACGAAUGCGAAGGAAGAGACAGCAGGAGGAAAUGAAUCAACAGCAACAGCAACAGCUUGCAUUGCAGGAGCCAUUUUACGUACGAGCCAAUGCCUCGACGUAUCCGAGUUCAGUUGAAAUAAAGGCGAGCCCGAAGGACGAAGUGUCGAGUCUUGGCUCCGGAGAUAGACCAAAUGUUACUAUUCUCGCACCAAUUAGCAUUUGCCUGGGUGCUAUGCUGUGUUAUAUAGUAGCCGGUGCUUUUACGCUAUACAAACUCGAGGGAUGGAACUUCAUAGAUGCCAGUUACUUCUGCUUCAUGAGUCUCAGCACCAUAGGCUUUGGUGACAUGGUGCCAGGUUCUUACCCUGAGAAUAAUUUCAAGGAAUCCACCAACAUAACCAUAUGGUUUUGCUCGUGCUACAUAAUGUCUGGUAUGGCACUGACAGCAAUGUGCUUCAACAUUCUUCACGACGAAAUUGUCCAUCGUUUAGCCCAUCAAACUGAGAAGAACGAUUCAGUUAAACCAAGUGUCAGCGUUGACGAGCUUUCAGCUGAUCCAUUUGCCUUGACAUCGUGACAAUUUCCAUCCAGUAAUUUGUGCCACAGAAAUGUUACUGAAGAGACACUGUGUGGUGAGCCACCAGUUAGUAUUUUCGCCCACGAGAAUGAAAUUAAUAUACUGAAGGAUAGUUAUAAUCAGGUUGAUGUCACGAGGGAUUGCAAGCCCAUCAUAAAGCUUGAAGAUCAUCUUGUUGGUCCAAUGUCAGCUGUUUAUACACUACCUGAAGUGGACGAAGAAGCUGAGGAGAACACGGAAAUAUGAAUUGUUCCCACUGGACAUCGAUACUGAGGGCAUUCCAUGGUGGAUCUAACCAACAACUUGGUAGGAAAAAAAAAGUUUUCUGGCGCAGCGAGACUCAUGUAUAACGUACUCAAAAGUUUGAGAUUGAGCCAUUGGGUGCUGUACACAUUGGUGGGAUAUAUCGAAAGAAAUUUCCACCCUUGGGUGCGCCAGAACUUUUCUAAUAUGUCGAACGAGUGCCGGCUCAUGACAGCUGACAGGGAUACAACUGCCAAAUGUUGGAAAAUUAAACAUAAAAUCAAUAUUUCUACUUGCUUGUCUAGAUAGGAACACUCACAAUGGUUCUUUUGUACUUCUGUAUAACUUCGUCCCGUCAGAAGUUUAUUCACAUUUUUGUCUGUAUGAUAAUGAUGGGGUAAGAUUUUACCAGGAGGUAAUGAAAGUCGUUGAUUGUCGACUCGUUAAUUUGUUGUCCUUGUCGUGUUGACUAACGAUUGGAGAGAAUUUAUGCUCAAGAACAAUAACUAAGAGUAAUUUUACGGAUAAAUAUAGAGAGACUAAGAAUGUUGCGUUUAGAAGGACUAUCCGAAAUGUUUUAAUAUUAAUAUUAACUUCAGAAAUGUGAAAUGGAGUAAUAAUUAGCGGUAGGGGAAGACGAUCCUCGCACAUUGGUCAAUGAAAUUCGGUGGAUUAAUUGUCGAAGGCCUGUUACUUCGAUGACAACGUGCAAAGCUCGCCUUAAGGUGAUUUCCAUUGCGAUUUGAUGGAGUAAUACAUAGGGGUACAUAAACUUUUUUUCGUUUUUAACAUAUCAUAACAUAAGUUGAGAUGCGAGCAAUGAUCCUGAAAUUAUGAACAGUAUUAUCGCAUUCAAUUCGUCAUUAUGAGAACAUGCUCGAACAAUCACUGAAUAUAACGCGUCACACUUACGAAAAUACAUUGACAAGGGGUGGAAUUGAUUUGUCACUCGUGACAGUUAAAUCGAUGAGCCUGCGAGAGAGCUGCAAAUAUCUAGCACGCACUUCAUUAAAGUUCCAUAACGAUUCCCAAUGACAAUUCAAGUGCCUCCCUUACCAACGAUGUCGUUUUUUUUUCAACCAUCUUCUCUAUCUCCAUUCAUUCGUUCAUUCGGUUUCUCUAUCUCUCUUCAUUUCUCAUUCUGCGAGACUCAAACCUUCAUCUCAACUCUCUGGGGAAAUAUCAUGGAAUCGCGCGACUGGGACAUUACGAACCACACGAUACUGUACCAAUCCCAGACUGUGUUCUGAGAGAGAAAGAAAAAGAAUUCUAUGAAAGUUAAAUGCCUUGGGAGAUAUUUCUCUUAUGUCGCGCAGCCAAUCGGUAUCGAUUUCGAUUUUAAUGAUGUAUUUUUUUCGAGUGAGAUUGAUAGAAUACGUAUUGUAUUUGAUGACGAAUGGGGUUGAAGGGGGAUAUUUUUUUUAACAAGCCCGGUAGGGAGCUUGCAACGAUUUUUCAUUCCAUCUUUUUUUUUUAUCGCAAGUUCGUGGACAGAAUAAUUUUGGGAAGUGUUGAAAUUGGGCAUUCGGGAGGGUUCCUUCGGUUUCACAAUUAUUAGUACAUGAUCAUCACGUGACGAUUUCUCGGAAAUUUAUUAAUGUGUGUCGAUAGAUAGGGCAGGGCCACAAAACGGAGGGAGGAUGAGCUUCGCGUCAGUUCUAAACACUCGAUCCUACGUUUCCGUCAGCCCAUAGUUGAUUUUUCGGGCCCGACGACGUGGCGUCUAAUCAACAAUUAAUAGUAUUUUUAUUGCACCGUUAAUGCCACACCGAAUGAUUGGUCAUGCAUAUUUAAGACAUUAUCGCGUCACUUCUCCGUGACUGCAAUCAAGGCCAGGUCGGAUUGCCGAUUGCAACAUGUACUGUUAAAUGGGCAAAUGACGACAUGUUUUAAAGAUAUUCCUUCGAGUACCGAAAUUUAAUUUCAAUAAAUGUUUUCAUGUACAUAAGACAGAGGCACUUUGUAUCAUAAAUAUAUAAGUAAUAAAUUUAAUAUUUAUCUCGUGUAUUCAAUUCAUGUAAAUACAGAAUGUAUAACACGUCCUGGUAGUGGUAUGUAAUAUCGUUGAUAAAUACAAAACUAAAGAGAGAAAAUUUUAUGAAUUACAACCACUGCAUUGUCUUCUAGAUGAAUGAUAAAUAUUUAAAAAAUAAACAGAACAAUUGUGAGGAAGGAAGCCUGGUGGUCUUGAAACUUCACUAUAAAAUUUGUCUCUCAGGACGAAAUAAAUGUAAAUAUUCCCUGGGGGAUGGAAAAAAUACGAUCACUGUAAAAUAUUCAUCACUAAAACACGACACUGAGUAUAAUCGUCUGUAUAAUCAAUGGUCACGCAAUGUAUCUUAUAAUGCGAAAUAAAAGUAUUGUCAAAA